This is a messenger RNA of Caenorhabditis elegans, 2073 nucleotides long. RefSeq names its product Tropomodulin (gene unc-94). Gene Ontology annotation, molecular function: tropomyosin binding. The record is from RefSeq and is marked reviewed. Gene Ontology annotation, cellular component: cytoskeleton. Gene Ontology annotation, biological process: pointed-end actin filament capping. NCBI's taxonomy places the organism in Eukaryota, Metazoa, Nematoda, Chromadorea, Rhabditida, Rhabditidae.
AGAAUUUUACCUCCUUAUUUUUAUUUUAUUGAUCGAAUCCGCGAAUUAUAUGUCAAGAUGGUUAUCACCUAAUCAAUUGUCGAAGUGGUUUUGUUGCGAUUCGUUUUAUUUUUGUUUUGUUCCAACAAAACAAGAAAACGGAUCGCUGAAGCUCACCAUCACUAAUCAAACUGACGUCUGCGAUUGGAGCACCUCGACUCGGCUUAACGCCUCGCGAACCACCAUCACCGAUUGUUGUGCAACCGCCAUCAGCGAUGAGUCAGGCUAAAACUGAUUACUAUUCUGAAGAGAAGACCUUCUCAGCACCGUCAGCGAAUAGUCAACAGGGAACUCAACUACCUUCAAAAGUCUACAAUAAAGGAUUAAAAGAUUUGGAGGAUAAUGAUAUUGAAGGCCUUCUUUCAAGUUUAUCGAUUGAUGAAUUGGAGGAUCUCAACAAUGAUUUUGAUCCUGAUAAUUCAAUGCUUCCUCCUUCCCAACGUUGUCGUGAUCAAACAGACAAAGAACCAACGGGACCUUACAAACGAGAUAAUUUACUAAAAUUCCUGGAAGAUAAGGCUAAAACCGAAAAAGAUUGGGAAGAUGUGUGCCCCUAUACGCCUGGACAAAAACGUGGAAAAGUGUAUGAUAGUGAUAGUGGACGGAAUUCAGAAGAACCUGAAAAUGGUAAAAUGGAGAUGCCAAUUGAAAUUGAUUUGGAUGAUGAUGAAGAAGAGCUCGAGUGUGCUCUUGUAACUGCCCCUGAAAAGGAUCUCGUUGAUUUGGCUGGAAUUUUGGGUAUGCACAAUGUGCUCAAUCAACCACAAUAUUAUAAUGCACUAAAAGGAAAAACACAAGAUGAGUCGACAGGAACGACAUUUAAUGGAAUUAUGCAAUCAUAUGUUCCACGUAUUGUUCCCGAUGAGCCUGAUAAUGAUACUGAUGUUGAAUCAUGUAUUAACCGGUUACGAGAAGACGAUACAGACUUGAAGGAGGUUAAUAUUAACAAUAUGAAACGAGUGUCGAAGGAACGUAUUCGAUCACUGAUCGAGGCGGCAUGCAACAGUAAACAUAUUGAAAAGUUUUCAUUGGCCAACACAGCGAUUUCGGAUUCUGAAGCGAGAGGACUCAUUGAGCUUAUCGAAACAUCACCAUCCCUUCGUGUUCUGAAUGUUGAAUCCAAUUUCCUGACUCCUGAAUUAUUGGCUCGAUUGCUGCGAUCAACACUUGUGACACAAUCAAUUGUUGAAUUUAAAGCAGAUAAUCAGCGGCAAUCUGUGCUCGGAAAUCAAGUAGAAAUGGAUAUGAUGAUGGCAAUUGAAGAAAAUGAAUCACUGCUUCGAGUGGGAAUUUCAUUUGCUUCAAUGGAAGCAAGACAUCGAGUUUCAGAAGCAUUGGAAAGGAAUUAUGAAAGAGUACGUCUGCGUCGAUUGGGAAAAGAUCCGAAUGUCUGAAUGUCGUGACGUAUCCAAAUCUAGAAUAAAAUCACCUCGUCUGCAUUUCUUUUUUUUAACUCUCCCACCCUCUCUCCAACUUAUGUGUAUAUUUUCUUUCUUUUCCUUGUCCCAUCAACUUAUUUUCUUUUGUUCUAUAUUCUCAUUCAUCUCAAUCGGUUUAUUUUGGUUUUACUCCACACACAGCCCCGUCCCUCCAAUAGUUAAUAAUGAAUUUAUUACAAAGAAAUUCAUAAAUAUAUAGAAAUCCCCCCGUUUCAUCAAAUUUUGUAUAAUUUUUUAUUCUGGAAAAUACCCAGAAACUUACAGCAGGGUGUCGUAGUUGUUUCAUUUGAUUUAUUAUUGAACUCUAGCUUUAUCGAUUUUAUCAAGUUUUCCCCUCAGCAGAUGCAAUUUUUCUUCGAAGAACCCACUUGUGAUCCUCCCCACACCGCACCCUUUCUUCUUUUUAUUCAAAAGAUUUUAUUCUCAAAAAUCUGAAUUUUUUGAAAAAAUUCGCUUUUUAUCCACCACUCUUCCAUUUUUCUUGUUCUUUUCCCAAAAAUGUUUUAUACAACAAACAAAAAUUGUGAUUUGAUUAGUCUUCUCUCUUACAGCUGUCUCCCAAUCAAUUUUUAAUAAAAACACGAAAUCCAAAAUU